Molecule: messenger RNA, 5706 nt
Organism: Oryctolagus cuniculus (rabbit)
Lineage: Eukaryota; Metazoa; Chordata; Mammalia; Lagomorpha; Leporidae
Source: RefSeq, a predicted model, not a curated record
UCUCCGCGACCCCAGUGUUAGGCUGGUUCCCUCGGCGUGGAGGUGGGAGGGCGUUUUGUGUGUUGGGGUAGCGGGUCCCGGCCCCGAGUCAGGAACCUGUGGUAUGACUUUGCCGAGCCCAUUUCAUGUGGGAAAAUGAUGUCAGGACUUUCCCGGACGCGUGUCUCGUGGGAAAGUUCCCUCCGUCCCCGGAAGUGCCAGCAGCCACCGCGUGCGUGGAGUGCUCUGGCGGCCAGCGCUUGCCGCGGGACCCCGUGAGUCGGGCGCUCACGUUGUCCCCAGCCCGCUCCCUUAGUGCCCCGUCUGGCUUUUCUCCUUGUUGGAGGGCCCGCCCCGAGCUCGCGAGUGGCCAAGAGGGCUGUGCCUCGGGGAGCCCCGCUAAAGCCGCGGUUCCGCCUGGCCGCCGACUUGACUUUUCUGGUCAGGGCUGUUGGCACUGCGGUCCUGUGGGCCGACAGGUGCGGUGCUUUCUCUGGAGAAGUCCCUCAGGAUCUAGGAGGGAGCGCAGGCUUGGGUUCUGAUGGACUCGGGAUGGCAGAAACAGGAUUCGUUCAUGGCAAUAGCUGCAUCCUCCUUCAGUCGACUGCCUGAACGAGAUGACUGCUUCGGGCUGCUUCGUGGCAGGGAGUCCUUUCUCCUGGGAGAGUCGGCCUUGCUGGGCUGCUAGUUGAUAGCGUGCGUGGUGCUUCUCUGGUUUAGUAUCUGGUUGGUGGCCGGAUACCUGCCCUCGUUAAAAUUCACCGCUUGGGGGUGCCUCCCAGAAUGUUUUUUGUUUGUUCUAAGAGAUGCAAGACGACUUCCGGUUCUCUGAUUUUGAAGUCACAGUUUCUGUCAGUUCCUGCCAGAUUUUUGUUUUAAAUCCCCAUGGUCUUAGUAUUACCGUUUACUGCAGUUUCAGGCCUGCACAUUGUAAUGCACGGGUCUCAGUGUGGAAGGGUCUUUCAAAAGUGACGUGCAUUGAGGUCUGCAAACUUUUUUUUUUUGGUUACAGUGCUUAGCUCUGCCCAUUGCCACAUGAUCUCAUCUUCUACCAAGAGGCUUUGGAUAUAAUUGAGACCACAUGAGGUUAGGAUGAGUCUAGUGAGUGGUGAUACAGAGCCAGGAGUGGGAGAGUUUCCAGUAAAGUGUCCUAAGCCUCUUUAAGGUCUGAUCUGCCUAAUUUGGUUUUUUUUUUUUAAUUCAUGUUUCUAAUUUGCCAGUUAUAGUCCUUUUGCUCUGCCCUCCCACCACCACCAAGUACCUCAAAGUAAAUUAAAUGUUAUUUUUGUCAUGUUAAUCACAGUUGAUGUUAAUUACUCAACAUCAUAGAAUUUGCUGUUAUUUUUUAAUCUUCACAAGAACUCCAAUAGAUUAGAUAUUAUUACUAUUAGAUUAUUAUUUUUUUUGAGAGACAGAGCUUCUGUAUACAGGUUCAUUUUAAAUGCCCACAAAGGCUGGGCAUAGGCUGGGCUGAAGCUGGGAGUUGAGAACUCAAUCCUGGUCUCCCGUGUAGGUGGCAAGACCUAACUACUUCAGUCAUCACCACUGCCUUCCAGGUCUGCGUUAGCAGGAGCUGGAGUCAGGAGCCAGAACCCAAAUCCAGGUUCUCCAUUUUGGGAAGUGGGCAUCCUGUCAGGCUAACUGCUAGACUGGACGCCCACCCCAGCCAUAUUUAAACAGAUGUAGAGUAGUUGGUAAUCAAGGUCACAUAGGGUUAAUUAGUGGCAGAACUAGAAUUAGGCCCCAGAAGGGUGACUCGAAAGCCCAUACCCUUAAGCAUGACUCCUGUGAAAAGGAGAACACUUGACCUGUAAGGAACUUCUUGGUUGGAAUUUAUUAGAGGGAGACAGAGAAAACCACUCUUCCAUAGGGAAAGGAGAGAAAGUGCCUCAAAAGGAGGGUAGAAAAGGACAACUAUUCGUGAAGAAAAACCUUGGAUGGUGAGGGUCUAUCUGAAGCAAGCUGAAGUCUGCAACUCUGUGUUUGCUCUUUCCCAAGCGUGGGGGUGCUUCCUUCUCAUGCCCUUGUGUAGAGUAAGAUUCAGAUUUGAUACAGAUUUGUCAGCUAUCUAACAUUUUUAAAAAUCUUGAAAAAAUGAGGUGCCUCCUGGGGUUGAUGGGAUUUAGGGCUUCUUUGCUUUUUCAUUAAAGAUGGAAAGGUGACAGGAAGGUAGUGGAAAAUGAUUCCAUGGAGGUGAAGGUAGAGGACACUCAAUCAGAACAGUCGGGCUGCAUUUGAAAGACUGUCGAAGCCCUGGUGUGAGAGCAGCAUCUUCCACUGGUUCCCCUUUCAGUACUUCUGAUGGUUGUGACUCCUGAUCACACUGGUUCCCCUUUCAGUACUUCUGAUGGUUGUGACUCCUGAUCAAGGCCUCAGUACCAACUCUGACCAUGUGGACCGCUGACGAGAUUGCUCAGCUAUGCUAUGAGCACUAUGGGGUCAGGCUGCCCAAGCAGGGGAAACCUGAGCCAAAUCGCGAGUGGACGUUGUUGGCAGCCAUAGUGAAGAUACAGUCUGCAGCUGGCCAGGCCUGUGACACCCCUGGUAAACCAGCGCAAGUGACAAAGGAAGUUGUCUCAAUGGGAACAGGAACGAAGUGCAUAGGCCAGUCCAAAAUGAGAAAGAGCGGAGACAUCCUCAAUGAUAGCCAUGCGGAAAUCAUAGCCAAAAGGAGUUUCCAGAGGUAUCUUCUCUAUCAGCUGCACAUGGCAGCCGCAAUGGAAGAGGGGAGUAUCUUUGUCCCAGGAACGCAGAGAGGACUGUGGAAACUCAGACCAGACCUCUCUUUUGUGUUUUUCUCCAGCCACACGCCCUGUGGUGAUGCAUCCAUUAUUCCAAUGCUUGAGUUUGAAGAACAGCCUUGUUGUCCUAUCAGCAGAGAUUGGGCCAACAACUCAUCAUUAGAAGCCAGCGUUAACCCAGAGUCUCCAGAAAAUAAAAGGAGAUGUGACAGUCCUGACAGUCCUGUAUCUAAAAAGAUGAGGCUCGAACCUGGAGCUCCCAUUAGGGAGGCAGCCAAUGGUACAGCUCCCUGUGGCAAGCAGGAAAGUAGCUCAUUCCCACCAGGUGUUAGCAGUUCUAAUCGCACUGCAGAGAGAUCAGCCACUGUCACCGGAAUGGACCAUAGGGGCGCCAAAGUGGUGGACGUUUACAGAACUGGAGCCAAGUGUGUGCCUGGAGAAGCUGGGGACUCAGGGCAGCCUGGUGCUGCCUAUCACCAGGUGGGGCUGCUCCGAGUGAAGCCAGGCCGUGGAGACAGGACAUGCUCCAUGUCCUGCAGUGACAAGGUCGCCCGAUGGAAUGUCCUGGGUUGUCAAGGUGCGCUGUUGAUGCACUUCCUGGAAGAGCCCAUCUACCUGUCAGCUGUGGUCAUUGGGAAGUGCCCAUACAGCCAGGAAGCCAUGCAGAGAGCACUGCUCGGGAGGUGUCAGAAUGUUUCAGCUCUACCCAAAGGCUUUGGUGUUCAAGAACUGAAAAUACAGCAGUCAGAUUUACUGUUUGAACAGAGCCGCUACGCAGUGCAGGCAAGGACGACUGACAACCCAGGCCGACUUGUUCCUUGUGGGGCAGCCAUCAGCUGGAGCGCAGUUCCUGAGCAGCCAUUGGAUGUUACUGCCAAUGGCUUCCCACAGGGAACCACAAAGAAGAGAAUUGGAAGCCUUCAAGCCAGAUCCCGAAUCAGCAAGGUGGAGCUCUUUAGAUCCUUCCAGAAGCUUCUCAGCAGCAUGGCAGAGGACAAGUGGCCAGACUCCCUCAGGGCGCGGAAGCUGGAGACCUACCAGGAGCACAAGGAGGCCGCUGCUGCUUACCAGGAAGCCUGGCGCACACUCCGAAAGCAGGCAUUUGGACCCUGGAUCAGAAACCCACCGGACUAUCACCAGUUUAAGUGAGAAGGAAAGGUUUUUAAAAUGCUUGCUGGGAGCAGCCUCCUUCCUUUAUGCUGGACGAGCCCUGGCUUUUCUGGUGGCUAAAUCAGGAAAGAAGAAGAAAAAAGGAAGAAAGAACCUUCUCCCAGAGCACUGUACCUCGUAAGUGUAAUACAGAUGAAACCCAGGACAUGAAGCAGUCUGUACUCGACUGAUGUAACUCUCAGCUUAAAAUGGCAUCUCACUAAUGCACAGGUGACUUUAGCAUCUGACUUCAAGUUGUGUUUUAUGUCUUCUCUGAAAUGUAAAAUGAGAAUUUGGAACAUAACACUCCUUAAAAGUAGUCUGCAGCAGCUGUGUUUUAUGUUUUCCUACAUUGAUUCAACCAGAAUUUUUGGAACUGAGGUGAUGUUUGACUCCACGAGCCUUUCAGCUUUGCCUGGCAUAGUGAACAUGUAUUGUGUCCCCAGCCUUUCUUAUGAGGAGCCAUCAUUGUCCCAGUCCUCAGUGAUCCUGCUCUGUCCACUAGACAUGGCUGAAGCCAGUCUCACUCUGGCUCAGGAACAAGUCCGGGACAAUCCUGAAGUUAUUCUCAGAGCUGUCAGGAAAGAUCCUUUUUGUGUGGAGCUGUAAGAGGCACAUGAUCUUGUAACUACCCACAACCGUCUUUUCCUACCACAUAGAGACAGCUAGCUGAGAAUGAAGAUGGCAAAGAAGGAACCAGCCAAGAGAGCCAAAGCUCAAGUGACACUGUUUGGAUACCUGCAGCCAUUGCCCAGCGUGGACUUCAUUUAUGUGAGACAAAUUCCUACUAUUGUGUUGAUUUAGGCUGUUUGAAUUCUGUCAGAAGGCCCCAAGCUUCUACAGCAAAUCAGCAACAGACCCAGCAACCAAUCUGUUUAACAACUAAUACUUAACUCUCAGCUUCUUCAGAUCUGGAGUGAUUGACUGAAAAUGGAAGUUUGGGUUAUUUAAGGUUAGCAAUUUUUACAGCUUUAACUGUUUUUUAUUAACUGUUUUGAGGUAUAAUUUAUAUACCAUAAUAUUCACCCACUUAAAAUACACAAUAUAGUGGUUUUUCAUGUAUUCACAGAGUUAUACAGUCAUCAGCUGUAGGAUAUUUUCAUCAACCCAAAACGAAACUUUGUGCCUGUAUUAGUUUCCUAGGGCUAUCUUCUUCUUCUUUUUUUUUUUUUUUUAGGGCUAUCUUAACAAAGUACCAUAAACUGGAUGGCUUAAAACAACAGAAAAUCAUUCUCAGUUCUGAAAGCCAGAAGUCCAAAAUCAAGUUGUCAGUGGAACUUAACGCUUCUUUUGGAAAAGUUUUAGAGACUAAUCCUUCCUUGUCACCAUUCCUCAUCCCCUAGUGGAUCCUGUCAGUCCUUAGUUCUCCUUGGCAUAUAGCUGCAUAACUUCAGUCCCUGCCUUUUUCCACACCGGACCUUCUUGCCCGAGUGUGUCUCUGUCUUCACAUGGCCUUCUUAGGAGGACCACAGUCAUUGGAUUUAGGUCCUCUGCUAAUCUGGUCUGAUCACAUCAUAACUAUAUCUUCAAAGACCUUUUUUCCAAAAAAAAGGUCACAUUCUGAGGUUCCAGGUGGACCUGAAAUUUUGAAGGAAACUAUUCAACUCAGUCCAGUACCCAUUAGUAUCCACUCUCCUAUUCUCAUCAACCAGUAAUUGACUUUCUGUCUUUUUGGACUUGCCUUUUCUAAUAUGCUGUGUAAAUGGAAUCAUAGAUUAUGUGAUCUUUUAUCACUGGCUUCCUUUUACUUAACAUAAUGUUUUCAAUUUCAUCAUCUUGUAGCAUGAAUUAGUGCUUUCUUUUUCUUUUUAUGAGAUAAAAAUAAUAUUCACUUGUA